Messenger RNA from Acanthopagrus latus (yellowfin seabream), 2426 nucleotides. RefSeq lists its product as uncharacterized. The record is from RefSeq and is a predicted model, not a curated record. Bases 494 to 844 code for a protein of 116 amino acids. The transcript has 6 exons. NCBI's taxonomy places the organism in Eukaryota, Metazoa, Chordata, Actinopteri, Spariformes, Sparidae.
AAAAUAACACCAAACAUGGGAUUUUUUAGAAAGCAAAAACUGAAAAUUCAGUCGCUUUGCUGAUGUAUUUACUUCAGAUAUCCCUCUUAUAUUAUUAAUGCAUAUGUGCUCAAUUAUACAUAAUGAAUAAUCAAUAAGAGGAGUUGAUGACUGGGGCCAACAGAAGGCAGCAGCAGCAGCAGCUCCUCGGGUCCGGCAGUGGCUGCUGACUUGGUGGGGCACUCCUCAGCAAGAUGGCUGCAUUGCUGCGCGCAAUAGUGGCAUCCUGGUGAAAUGACGCAAGCCACAGUUUACGUUCAGUCCUCGAGGCUCUGAGCUGCUCUCUCUCUCUCUCUCUCUCACACUCGCUCUCUCUCUCUCUCUCCAGUCUCCAUAGCGCAGCUCCCGCCCGACACACAGCCCGGAAGACCGACCGGCUAUCCUCCAGUGGACCGAGCGGAACCGGUUCAUCUGAGUGAGAGUGCGAUGAGGAGAGGUGUCAGAGUGUGAGGCCAUGGGCUGCACCUCGGCCAAGCAGGUGUCGGCCGUGCCCAACGAUGAGGAGGGACGCGGCAAGGCCUACAGCAACGGAGACCUCUUCACCGAUGAAUACAAGAUGAAGGGAGUGGAGGAGGUGAAGUACAUGAGAGGGGAUGAAAACCGGGUAAACGCACGCAACCAGGAGAACCUGGAGAAGAGUAAUGUGCAGCACAGGGGCAAACCGCAGAAAGAGGUCGCUGCAGCAAACAUCAAGUCGAAUAUUCACACGUCAGAGAGCCAGCAGGAAUUCUUCAGGAUGCUGGAUGAGAAGAUUGAGAAGGGGCGAGACUACUGUUCAGAGGGGGAGGAGGAAGAUGGGACAUAGCACAGAGGCCCCCCCGAGAUUCACCCCCACAGGGAGCCUCACAACGUGUGUGUGUGUUUGGGUGUAAAUGCGUACGUGUGUGCUCAUGUGUGCCUGAGAGAAAAGACAGUUGAAUCAGUGUUUUGCCAUGUGACGGGACACUGUGCGUGUUGGUAUGAGCAUGUGUGUGAUUUUGAACGUAUGGCAAAGAUAGUAUUUUAAUCAAAAAGUGUAAGAGUGGGGGAAGAGAAGAAGAGAGAUAGAGAGAGAGAAUGGGAUAAAGAACACUUUCUUCAGAGACUACAGCCCUCUUCUCUUGGCGCCUCACCCCUUCCGGCCCCUGACUGGACAGAUGGAGGUGGCGGAGCGAUGAUGGGACAGACAGAUGAAAGGAGGGAGAGAUGGAGGAGGACGUGACGACAGACGGGCACAUGUCGCCACAGAAGGAGAAAAAAGGGACUCGCCACGUUCGGGUCAAGCAGAGUAAUUUCCUCAAGCAGCUCCCCGUCUCUCCCAUCUGUCCGUCCGUAUCUGUCAGUCCGUACCUCCUGAAUAUCUAACCCCUGUGAUUGGACAAAAAGGAACUCAAACAUGGAGGACAUCUUGGUGGAUGUGUGUGGAGAAACUGAAAGACACAAGUGAAGAAGAAAAAGAAGAAGAAGGGAAGCCCGGGGAGGAAACAACGGUGAAGGCAGAGGAGUUGCAUACCGCCAUCAGGAUUUGGACUUCUUUGGCCCGCCUACCUACAGCCAUGCAGGGACUAAGGGAAUGGGUGAGGGCGGGUGAGGGAGGGUGAGGGAAUAUGGAGUAGAAAGAAUGAGAGAUUUGUGAUAUUUUAAUAAGAGAGAGUAGGGAGCGAGCUGGUGAUUUAGAAACUCUAAAACUCCUCCUGCCUUCUGAAGUCAAGGACCUUUAUUUUAUUUUUAUUUUUUAAAUUCUGUUCCGCAGCCACUUGUCCAGUUAUUUUCUCCCCCUUUUCUGAUGUUCAUUUCCUCGGUUUUACUCUUGGCUUCAUUCGUAGUGUAUCGUCAUCAAUCAUCAAUGUCAUCAUCAUCCUCGUCACCGCAGCAGGCAGACUGAAGCUGUGUUAGUUCAGAGCGUCUGUGUCUCAACCUCAUACAUCCUCCUUCAUACACCACCACUGCAGAUCCUAGCUGACACACACACACACAUACUGUACAUACAUGGAGUCUUUUAUUGUACAUACGGUAACACACUCAUCCCCAAACACUCAGCGUGUACAUAUAAACCACACAAACACACACUAUUGUAUUCCUUUCAUUUCACCAGCAGACCAUCAUGUGCAUCAAUCAGAGGUUUCUGUGAAGCUCUAUUUCUGCUUUGGUCCAGUGUUCACACAGACAGACAGACAGACAGACACACACACACACACACACACACACACACACACACACACACACACACACACACAAACAUGGGCACUGAAGCAGUAAACUGGGCUGAGCUCAAGUGGAGGAUGCGUGGUUGCCAAGUAGACACAGACCUGAUCACAUCUUUUGUUGUCAUCUUUACUGGAUACUUCCUGUUGUAUUAUUUUGAAUACUUUUUUUCUAUUAAAAAUAAAAAACAAAGAAGCUCUUAA